AUGAAUUUACACCGUAACCACCAUUAUCAUUGCCAGAAAACAUCGAUUGCCACUGCCAAACAUCGUGUCUUAACCUUAUCCCUUCAAACCUUCGCCUCGAAUUAUUGUUGGAUCCGUGGAGGCACUUCAAUUGGAGCUUUCAGUAACGCUCGAGAUUAUGGACUCAAUGACCUUGACGACGAUGUGAGUGAUGAUGAAGGCGGCGAUGAACAAUGCAGAUUUGUAAUGAAGAUACGUGAGAGAGUGAAGAUGGAAGUUGCAGAAAAUGAUGAAGGUGAUGACGAAGAAGGUGCAAUGGUUGUAGCUUGA
Molecule: messenger RNA, 309 nt
Organism: Vicia faba (fava bean)
Lineage: Eukaryota; Viridiplantae; Streptophyta; Magnoliopsida; Fabales; Fabaceae
Source: the annotation of a GenBank genome assembly